UGGGGCAAGAUGGCGGCGGGUGGCGGAGCUGAGGCGGCCGCGGCCGAGGAGGAGCUGCGCGAGGCGGGAGACUCGGAGGACGACGGCGGGGAGAAGGCCGAGGAGACCUCGGAGGAGUCCUCGGGCGAGGAUGAGGAAAAGGAGAACGAGGCCGAGAUCCAGCGCCUGGAGGAGCAGCUGUCCAUCAACGCAUUUGACUAUAACUGUCACCUGGACCUGAUAAAAUUGUUGCGCCAGGAAGGAGAGCUGGUGAAACUUCAAAGAGCCCGCCAGAAGAUGAGCGAACUCUUUCCUCUCACUGAAGAGAUCUGGCUAGAUUGGCUGAAGGAUGAGAUUCGAAUGGCAUCAGAUGACUCAGAGCGGGAGAAAGUCUAUGAUCUCUUUGAGAGGGCUGUGAAAGACUACAUCUGUCCUGAAAUCUGGCUCGAGUACGCCCAGUACUCAAUUGGUGGCAUCGGCCAGGAGGGAGGCAUCGAGAAAGUUCGCGCCAUAUUUGAAAGGGCGCUGACGGCCGUUGGUCUUCACGUGACGAAGGGAUCUGCCAUCUGGGAGGCCUUCCGAGAGUUCGAAAAUGCCAUUCUGGAAACAGUGCAGCCGGCAGCUGGCAGCGUUCCGUCCCCCGAGCAGCAGCAGACCACCGGCGCGCAGCUCGAAAAGAUCCACGCACUCUUCAGGCGCCAGCUGGGGAUUCCGCUGCUGGACAUGGAGACCACUUAUGCCGAAUACGAAGAAUGGUCCGAGGAGCCGAUCCCAGAAGCGGUCGUCAAGAACUACAAGAGGGCUUUGCAGCAGUUGCAGAAGUGCAAACCCUACGAAGAAGCUCUGCUGGUUGCCGAGACACCAAAGCUGGCAGAAUAUCAAGCCUAUAUUGACUUUGAGAUGAAGGGCGGGGACCCGGCUCGCAUCCAGCUGAUUUAUGAGCGAGCCCUGGCAGAGAACUGCCUCGUGCCAGACCUCUGGGCUCAGUACACUCAGUAUCUGGACAGACAGCUGAAGGUGAAAGAGCUGGUGCUUUCUGCGCAUGAGCGGGCGGUCAGGAAUUGUCCCUGGACUGUCAAGCUGUGGAAGCAGUACCUGCUGGCUACAGAGAGGCAUGAAGUACAGCAUCAGCUCAUUUCUGAAAAUUUCCAAAAGGCUUUAAACGCUGGCUUCAUCCAAGCUACUGACUAUGUGGAAAUCUGGCAGGCAUACCUGGACUAUCUGCGAAGACGGGUGGAUUUUACUCAAGACUCCAGUAAAGAGCUGGAAGAUCUGAGGUCAGCGUUUGCCCAUGCUGUGGAAUACCUGAAGCAAGAAGUGGAAGAACGGUUUAGCGAGAGCGGGGACCCUUCAUGUAUCAUAAUGCAGACCUGGGCAAGGAUUGAGGCCCGCCUGUGUCACAACAUGCAGAAGGCACGAGAGCUCUGGGACAGCAUCAUGACGAAAGGGAACGCCAAGUAUGCCAACAUGUGGCUGGAGUACUACAACUUGGAGCGGGCACAUGGCGAUACACAGCACUGCAGAAAGGCCUUGCAUCGGGCUGUGCAGUGCACGACCGACUACCCGGAGCAUGUCUGUGAAGUGCUGCUUACGCUAGAAAGAAUUGAAGGCACGUUAGAAGACUGGGACGCCGCCGUUCAGAAGAUCGAGAACCGGCUAGCGCGAGUGAAUGAGCAGCGGGCCAAGGCUGCGGGAAAGGAGGCGGCCCUCGCCAGACAGGAAUCUGAGAGAGCCGAGCAGCGGAAGCAGUCCCGGGCGGAGAAAAGAGCGGCCAAAAAGUCCAAGAAGCCCAAGGCCGGGGACAAGCGCAAAGUGGAUGAAGACGGUGACGGGGACUGGGGGCAGGAGGAGGAAGCAGAGCAGCCCAGCAAGCGGCAGAAGGGAGGCGGAGACGUGCCGGACGAGGAGGAGGAAGUAAUGGAGACGGAAACGGGGCUCUUUGGACGAGACGCACCCGGGAAAGGAGAUCCGAAUUCCAAAGAGGCGGCGGCAGGUUCCAGAUGGAAAGAACCCCCCAAAAUCCUCCACAACAGUGAGAAGGAGAACGUCACGGUCUUUGUCAGCAACCUCUCCUACAGCAUGGCGGAGCCGGAGGUGAAGCUGCAAGAGCUCUUUGAGAGCUGCGGGGAGGUGGGCGAAAUCCGCCCCAUCUUUAACAACAAGGGGACUUUCCGGGGCUACUGCUACGUCGAGUUCAAGGACGAGAAGGCAGCUUUGCAGGCCCUCAGCCUGGACCGCAGGAUCGUCGAAGGGCGGCCGAUGUUUGUGUCUCCAUGCGUGGACAAGGCCAAGAACCCGGAUUUCAAGGUGUUCAAGUACAGCACUGCUCUGGAGAAACACAAGCUCUUCAUAUCCGGCCUGCCCUUCUCCUGUACGAAAGAGGAGCUGGAGGAAGCAUGUAAGGCCCACGGGAACGUGAAGGAGAUCCGGCUGGUUACCAACCGAGCAGGGAAACCCAAGGGUCUGGCCUAUGUGGAGUUUGAGAAUGAGACGCAGGCCUCCCAGGCGGUGCUGAAGAUGGAUGGCCUGACCAUCAAGGACCACGUCAUUAAGGUGGCCAUCAGCAACCCACCUACCCGAAGAUUCCAGGAGAGGUCCGAGGCUGCGGGGAGAGGGCCUCAGGCACCGUUUCCACGGCAGAUCUAUGGCAGCCGCGGGAAAGGAAGGACCCAGCUCUCGAUGGUCCCCCGUGCUUUGCAGCGCCAGAGCAAUCCCACCGCCAAGGCGGCCAACGGAGUGGCCCAGGACCCACCUGCGAUCCCAGCCCUUCCCACAGAGGAGCCCAAAAAGAUGUCUAAUGCGGACUUUGCCCGGAUGCUUCUGAACAAAUGAGUCGCCCUGGGCAGGGGGGGCGUGGAGCCCCGGGAAGUCACCACCCCCACGCUUGUUCUCCUCUGGACUCCCGCACCUGCCAAGCUCAGCACAGCGUGAAGCUGUUGAAAUUUGAGAGGAAGGCAUGGGGUGUGCGUUGGGUGUCAUGGUUGUGGGGGGGGGGAGGCAGAAUCUGGUCAAAUGGCUUUAAAUCUUAAAAGUGCUCCCUCAUAUUGAGGGGUAAUGUGGAAAGAACUCACAUUGGAGCUUGGGUUAUAAUAGAGUGUUUAAUCGAGGGCCUUUGUUCUUCAACGAUCUUCUUGACAGAAGAAGAAUUUCACAUGAAAGCUUAUUGCUGUGACUCGCAGAAUCCCACCACAACCACAGAUCCGGCGGGUGGCAGUUGGCCACACAGUACAGUUUGGGUUGGAUCCCGUGGAUCUGUCCUGCCAACGUUGGUGGCUUCUUCUGGCAAAAGGAGAUCCCCCCGGGGAUAGGGUAAUGCUUCUUGUGCUGGAGGAAGAGCACUUAUGUUUUAGCAGAAUUAAUUAGCAGGAUCCAGCCCUUUACACACAGACCCAGGCCCCCCUCCAAGCCGUGGCUGUAUCCACCUCCUGUCUAAAGUUGUUAUAAAUAGUGUAACCACAAUGGCCUAUUUUAGUACUGGGGUGCCGGAACUGGCGUUUGUAAUGAAACGGGAUUGAUGAUUUACCGAAGUUGGUAUGUUUUUUUUAUAUAUCUAUAUAAUAUAUAUAUAUAUAUAUAGUGUUAUUUUUAAAUGACAUGCCAGUUAUUUUUAAGCGUUGUUCAACACAAUCCUUGGGAAAUCUCCAAGCUCGGCUGUCCCGCUUUAGUAGACCAUUCAGUGUUUUGUUUUGUGAGCAUCUGUACUUAAAAAAAAAAAAAAAAUCUUGGCCGUUUAAUUUUCUGAAUUUUAUUUUCUGGCCUGUUCAGUUUUUUUUUGUUUUGUAGAUAAUGUGAAGCGUGAACAUCCCUUCUUCCUUGGGUUCAUUAAAGUAUAGUUCUC
This is a messenger RNA of Gekko japonicus, 3817 nucleotides long. It is a transcript of the gene SART3, whose product is annotated as squamous cell carcinoma antigen recognized by T-cells 3. The transcript has 19 exons. NCBI's taxonomy places the organism in Eukaryota, Metazoa, Chordata, Lepidosauria, Squamata, Gekkonidae. Gene Ontology annotation, molecular function: protein binding; RNA binding. The record is from RefSeq and is a predicted model, not a curated record. Gene Ontology annotation, biological process: RNA processing. The coding region runs from base 10 to 2811 and encodes 933 amino acids.